ACUUCGGGAAAAAUGGAAAAAGUAACAGGCGUAAAAACUGUAUCGGUGCAUCCGCUUGCAAGAUAAGGACCGACAGCGAUGGACCUGCAUGUUUUCUCCCUGAAGUGGUUUUCUAACUGACAAUGGUGUCGAAGGAGGAAAAAACUCAGUUUUUCUCGCAAUUCCAUUGAAAGUUUACAAAUGGAGAAAGGAGCAAGUCGGGAGUCAUGAGCACAGGUGUGAAGAAGCCACCAUUAGCGCCCAAACCUAAACUCCCUGGUACCACCAAACCCUCCCCCCCGCCCAUCGCCCCCAAACCAGGUCUCCUCUCCCAGCCUCCCAUUGUCUCCCAACCUUCCCCGUCUACUCUAAAGAGGACAAAACCGGCUGUCGCCCCCAAACCAUGCAUUCCUAAAUCCGUCGCUUCCCCUGUUUCAACCCCGCCACCUAAACCCAGUGAACCCCCCCUCCUAUGUCAGGAACAGCAGACAGCUUUAGGUGAUAACCUCUCCCUUCUCAACUCCAAAAAUGGGAUUUUAUCGGAGACUAACAAACGUGACUCGGAUUACAUCAUUCCCACCUGCUCUUGUGGGCUCCAGGACUGUUCCCAGUGCCAGCAUCUGGAAAAUGGAAGUACAACUGAGAGCGAUUUUCACAAAGAGCCGUUGCAGAAUGGGAUUUCUACAAAAGGAUUCACAGAGACGAGGCCACAAGUGAAAGAAAAACGCCCGGAGGAGGGAGUAGCUGUGGAUAAGGUUGAAGGUGGAGGGAUUGGCAAAAAGCCCAGGGAUAAACCUCAAAGACAGAGACACCUGGAGAGGGAUUUGUCUAACAAAGAAGCACAGAGGACUGAGGAGCAGGAGGAGGCUGUAAAACAUGAGGAAAGUGCUGUUGCUGAGCCUGAUUUUUCAAUAGCAGAUGUAGAGACUGAGGCCCAUAACAUAGAUUUAACAGACUCAGUCUUGGAUGUUGCAGGCAGCAUCAUUAUCUCCCCCUCUAUCACUCCUCAUGAGUCUUCUCCAGAAUCCUUUCAGGUGGAGCAUAUAAUCACAGCCUCUCCCACCAGGUUACUCCCUGAUCUGCAGGUCCCUGCUGCCCCCAGUAAGCCUCUCCCAGUGCCUCACCCACGCAAACUUAAAAAGCCUGCCCUGGUGAGGCAGGAUGGCGUGGAGGGCAGUGCCCAGGAUCAGGUGACGGAGGAACAAACACUUGAGAUGCGAGAGGAUGAGGGGAGUCAACCUGGUCUGUCUCUCAGUCAGGAGGGAGAGGAGCUCAGACAGGACUCGUGUGAGGAACUUUUACCCCAAAAAGACUCAUGUUUGGGAGACGAUGAAGCCGACGCGCCCGUCCCCCCUCCUCGACAGACCUCCCUCUCGCCUCGCCUUCACAGGACAGUCCACAUGUCACCCUUUCUUAACAAAAACACCUCCCACUCCUUAGUCCUGCUCUCACACGCUGACUCAAUGAGCCACCAAAAAGGAGGAGCGGACCACCGGGUGGAGGAGGACGAAGAGGACGGGUAUGGCGACUUUGAGCGCUACCCCAUCACUCACAGCCUCCCCAAACAGAUCAAACUUGGCUGUAAUCCCCCUCUGGGUAACGCCAGGAGAGCUUUCUCUGCCGAGGAUCAGCCAAGUGCGCCCCCCAGGAAACCUCAGAGACACAGCCUGCCAGCAGCACACUGCCCACCCUCCUUUUGCCCCCCUGCACCUCCACACGCUAACACCCCCAUGAGGGAGCUGCCUGCGCCUCCUCAGGAGAAAACGGCCUGGCGCUUCACCCGACCCUGCGUGACCUUCUUCAGCCGGCAGAUUCCCUCCAGGAGCAGCAUGCCUCCAAAGAGCCGGGCUCCAGCACUGGGGGGUAAACAGAGGGCGCAGUCUUUCUCUGCAGCAGACCUGGCAACCCGGGCAGACUCUCAUAAGAGGAGCCUCUCUUUCCGGAAGCUGCUGGAGCUCCGGCUGUCUGUCAAGAUGCUCCCAAAGCUGCUGGCCAAGGGAGGGCAGUCUCUGGACUGUACCAGCGUGGAGUCCACCCGGGGGGAGAGGAGGCUGGAGCGGCCCACCAGCUGCAUAGUCGAGUCUGAUAUCUGUGGAGAAGAUGGAGAUGGGUCAGUGGAGUAUGAGAACGUCCCUCUGUAUGAGGAAAUCCCAGAGUACAUGAACCUGCCGUUCCAUGGUGCGAGGCUGGGCUGGCCUCACGACCCCGACGGAGCAGAUUCAGACAUCUAUGAAGUGCAGGAUCCCUAUCACAGGAACAACGACCACGAGUACGAGGGCAGUGGUUGGCUGGGGCAGGACGUCCACUCUGAGGAGGAAGAGAUCCACAGUUCAGAUGAAGAGGACAACAGCUCCUCCUCCAGCAAGGAGCACAUGGACGAGGCCGACCGACAGCAGGAGGAUGAGAUGAAGAGGAAGAAAUUGGUGCACAUCGCCCAGGAGAUCAUGAGCUCCGAGAAAGUGUUUGUGGAUGUCCUGAAGCUUCUUCACAUAGACUUUCGGGACGCUGUUGCCAAGGCAACCCGUCAGAAUGGGAAGCCGGUGGUGGACGAGCGGAUCCUCAGCCAGAUCCUGUACUACCUGCCUCAGCUGUACCAGCUGAACAGAGACCUGCAGAGGGAGCUGGAGGACCGAGUGGCACACUGGAGCGAUCACCAGAGGCUGUCGGACAUCUUUGUUCAGAAGGGUCCUUACCUGAAGAUGUACUCCACCUACAUCAGACAGUUUGACAACAACGUGGCUCUGUUGGACGAGCAGUGCAGGAAAAACACCGCCUUCGCCGCUGUCGUCAAAGAGUUUGAGAUGAGUCCAAGAUGUGCGAGCCUGGCUCUGAAGCACUACCUGCUGAAGCCGGUGCAGAGGAUCCCUCAGUACCAGCUGCUGCUCACAGAUUAUCUAAAGAACCUUCCAGAGGACUCUGAGGAUUAUAAAGACACCCAAGCGGCCCUCGGCAUAGUGAAAGAAGUGGCCAACCACGCUAAUGACAUCAUGAAACAAGGGGAUAACUUUCAGAAGCUGAUGCAGAUUCAGUACAGCCUCAACGGCCACCAUGAGAUCGUUCAGCCAGGCAGGGUGUUUCUGAAGGAGGGCACUCUAAUGAAGCUUUCCAGGAAAGUCAUGCAGCCUCGCGUAUUCUUCCUGUUCAAUGAUGCACUCAUGUACACCACUCCCGUCCAGUCCGGCCAGUAUAAACUCAACAGCGUCCUCUCUCUGGCCGGGAUGAAGGUGAGUAAACCGAGCCAGGAGGCCUAUCAGAACGAGCUGAACAUCGAAAGCGUUGAACGUUCUUUCAUCCUGUCUGCCAGCUCGGCUACAGAGAGAGACGAGUGGCUGGAGGCCAUCGCUAAGGCCAUAGACGACUACACCAAGAAGAAAAUCACCUUCAUAUCCAGUCGAAGUCAGGAGGAGGCGGAGUGUGUGGUGGACACCGGGGCCCCGCUGGGUUCGAAGGCUCCGAUCUGGAUCCCAGACCUGAGGGCCACCAUGUGCAUGAUCUGCACCUGCGAGUUCACGCUCACCUGGAGGAGGCAUCACUGCCGCGCCUGUGGACGGGUGGUGUGUCAGGCGUGCUCGGCCAAUAAGUACUACCUGGAGUACCUGAAGAACCAGCCGGCACGUGUGUGUGAUCACUGCUUCGUCAAACUGCAGGAGAAUAGUGACCGCUGUGCUUCAACAUCAGUUUCUCCAAUUAAACCUGGAGCUUUCUCCUUCACCAGGAAACAGAAGAAGAUCCCUGCUGCACUAAAAGAGGUGUCCGCCAACACUGAGAACUCCUCGAUGAGCGGCUACUUAAACCGGUCGAAAGGAAACAAGAAGCAGUGGAAGAGGCUGUGGUUUGUCAUCAAGAACAAAGUCCUGUACACCUACGCUGCCAGCGAGGAUGUUGCUGCGUUGGAGAGUCAGCCCUUGCUCGGGUUCUUCCUGAGAGAGGAGAAGAACGGGCCGGCUCAGAAGCUGCAGUUUAAGCUGUAUCACAAAAACACGCUGUUCUACAUCUUCAAAGCUGACGACAUCCCCACCGCACAGAGAUGGAUCGAAGCCUUCCAAGAGGCAAUGAUCCUCGAACAGUAAUUGUGUUUUGGCAGCCGUGAAGUCACAUCACAGCUCCGGAGCCAGUGGAUCGAAAACGUACGACCCCCGGCUGAUUUCAGGUCAGGGGUCCCUGCUCAGGAAGGACUCCGGUCGGACUGUUCACUUUAAAACAGAAAUACACUGCAGAACAUUACUGUAUGUGGGGGUGGGGGGGGAAACCUGACUCUAAGGACUGGAAUCUGAGGUCAGAGUUAAUAGAUGUUGCAGCUGCGGGUCAAAGGUCAAGUCCAGAAGCACGUCUGUGGAAGUGAGACAGAUCAGUGGUCAGGAAUAUUGAAAGGAAGUCUGGGAAUUAUAUUUAACUGCAAACGGAUGAAGGAACUACUUUUUGUGUGAAACGAAAUAUACAAAACUGUGCGCAUUCCUUCAAGCAUGUUGACAUUGGCUACGAUAAGUAUUUUAAAUCCUACUGUGUGGUUUUUCUUAAAGGGAUAGUUUGGAUUUUAUGAAGUGACUAUGAAUGAGUACCCUAUACAAGCCCACUUCAAAAGAUCAGAACUAUGACUUUCAUGCAAAAUCUCAAGAUGCAAUCUUCAAAUACACAUCUCAAAAUAUUCCACAUUGUAACAUGUCAUCUAAAUCAUGGUUGCACAGUAUUGCAGAUGUCUGUUUAAGAGUUUCAGGAUGUAACAAGGUGGGAUUUUACUGUGAAAAUCCGCUCUUUAAAGAAUCAGGAGCUGUUCUGCUCUUUAGUUUGAUCUCUCUGGUUAAGAGAUUUAACUCCUAUAUUUUUAAAGUUAACAUACAAAACAUUCAAAUGAUGGUUUUAAAAAACGACAUCCUGGAGAAAACUGGAAAUGUCACGAAUAAUGUAGAUAUGUUUCAUACAUUUUAAAAUGUAUUUUUGCCUGUUUAGCCACAUUGGAAAUGGUUAAUUGGUAAAACUGUGUAUAUGGACAUGAAAGAGCAACAUUGACCUUUUUUAUAUCAAAGCCGAGAGCUAAUAUUUAUAAAAUAGGAAGAUUUAUUGUUUUAAAAGCGCAGGCUGCGACUUGUUUUGGGAGUCAGGGUUUUGUAGGAAAUAUGUUUCCAUCAGUUAUUCUUUUAAAACUUAAAAGGUAACUUUUUAGAAAAAGGGGAUUUUUUUUAACGGGCAAAUACUGUGGAAAGUAUGCAUUAACUAUAUUUCUAAGGAAAUGCUCCAAAGGAAGAAGACAUUUUGAAUUGUUGUAGACAUUUGUGCCUUUUUUAUCUCCUGCUUUGAGAAUAAUUGCAAUAAUAUAGGUGCUCUGUUUGACAGUCUUCACUAAAUCAGGACACAUUUAGGCAUCCAGUUUGCAUGACUACUCACUUUCUAACCAGGGUACUCGAGGUUUGUAGCUUUACAAACGAUCAUUUAUCAGGUCGGUUUCUUCUUGGUUAGGUUGCCGUAUGUUGCACUACCCCAUUAUUUCACAGUGGGAGGAAUCCAAAUCCUGCUUUCUUUUAGUGAAGGAAUAAAACGUUGAAUUCUGUCAUUGUAGCUCUGACUGCUAUUGUGUCUCAUUCAGAUGUGUAUUUAGUGGAAAUGAAUCAGUAAACAGUUUCCCAGGAUGCAUUUCCUCAUGAUUGUACAUUAACAGUGACCAUUUGUAAAGAUCUGCUCUAUCAGAGUUAGAGUCUCCUAUAAACAAGGAUUUUAAACUGUCAGGCAACAGUUUUAAAUAAAGUAUAUAUAUAAAAAAGA
This is a messenger RNA of Trematomus bernacchii (emerald rockcod), 5736 nucleotides long. It is a transcript of the gene fgd6, whose product is annotated as FYVE, RhoGEF and PH domain containing 6. Gene Ontology annotation, cellular component: cytoplasm. Gene Ontology annotation, molecular function: guanyl-nucleotide exchange factor activity; metal ion binding. The record is from RefSeq and is a predicted model, not a curated record. Bases 207 to 4049 code for a protein of 1280 amino acids. The transcript is spliced from 21 exons. Lineage: Eukaryota; Metazoa; Chordata; Actinopteri; Perciformes; Nototheniidae.